CACGCGCAACCAGCCACAAGCAACUUGCAACAGUCGCAGUUGCAGUCAGCCAACCGAAGGCACAGUGUUCUAACGAAAAUCCGUUGAUUUCCAAAUUAAAGGCCGCAGGAGUAGUAAAAUUUCACUUAAUUGCAGAAGCGAUUAAUAAUUUGCAUUCCAGAAACUUUUGGCGCUCAAAGAAGUUACUGCAGCGCUACGACAUUUGUCAAUAGUUUUUCUACAGUUAACGCAGUUACAACAGCAACAACAACAACAGUAUCAUGUCGAUCUCCGACUUCCGUAAGAAGAAAUUGCUCUUCCUGUUCAACGUUUUCUUUGAUGUCAAUCAGAGCGGCGAAAUCGACGUUAAAGACUUUGAGUUGGCCAUUGAGCGCGUCUGCAAACUGCGCGGCUGGGCAGAGAACACACCUAAGAACAAGGAGAUCCACGCGGUCAUGCUGGAGAUCUGGGAGGGCCUGCGCUCCAAGGCCGACAAGGACAAUGAUGGGCAGGUUUCCGUUGAUGAGUGGUGCAACAUGUGGGACGCCUACGCCAAGGAUCCCAGCAGCGUCAUGGACUGGCAAACCAAAUACAUGAACUUCAUGUUCGACCUGGAGGACGCCUCGACUGACGGCAGCAUCGACGCGGAGGAGUUCACAUUGGUCUGCUCCAGCUAUGGCCUGGACAAGGCCGAAUGCCAAGACGCCUUCCAGAAAAUGGCGCAGGGCAAUUCCGAGGUCACGCGCGACCAGUUCGCCGCCUUAUGGAAGGAAUACUUCGCAGCAGAGGAUGUGAAUGCGCCCGGCAAUUUCAUUUUCGGCAAAAAUGCAUUUUAACGCUCUAAAAUUUGCUCAGCUGGCUAAGGCGCUCCGCGUGGGCCCACAGCCAGGCUUAAAUUUUCAAGACGUUUUUGGGGUCUGAUUGCAAGUGAAGUAUGCACGCUUUGUGUAGUGAAGGGGUGAAGUGCGUUGGUGUGCUGAGGCAUACAUUUUGAAACUGGCAUAUGCAACUAUUAUUGAAAUGUUUGAGCAUAAUAAAGAAAUAUAUAUUUAAUAA
This is a messenger RNA of Bactrocera dorsalis (oriental fruit fly), 1035 nucleotides long. It is a transcript of the gene Scp2, whose product is annotated as calexcitin-1. Gene Ontology annotation, molecular function: calcium ion binding. The record is from RefSeq and is marked provisional. NCBI's taxonomy places the organism in Eukaryota, Metazoa, Arthropoda, Insecta, Diptera, Tephritidae.